AUGCAGUAUUCGAUAGCGCAUUUCGGGACGCGAGAACGAUUUUGGUUUCCCGAGGGAUGGCGAUCAUCGACUUUGUAUAGCCAGUCACGUCAGCCCUCACGCCAGCCUCCUGCAAGCCCUCUACAAAAACCACAUCACAUCACCUUGAGCAUCAGCAUCACACUUGUAUUAAACAUGACCGAGUAUUUCCUUGAACUCAGUCGGCCCGGUCAUUUCUCAGUGAAACUGCUGACGGACAGCACUGGCCAGGGUCCCCUCUGCGGAUCGAGCCUCAUCAGCAAGGGUCCAAUAAAGGAGAUCUGUGGGUAG
Alternaria burnsii is the source of this 309-nucleotide messenger RNA. RefSeq lists its product as uncharacterized. The transcript has a single exon. NCBI's taxonomy places the organism in Eukaryota, Fungi, Ascomycota, Dothideomycetes, Pleosporales, Pleosporaceae. The record is from RefSeq and is a predicted model, not a curated record. The coding region runs from base 1 to 309 and encodes 102 amino acids.